AUGCAGAUCAAGUCUAUCAUCCUCUUCUCGGCCCUCGCAGCCCCAAUUCUAGCUUUGCCAGCUGCUAAUCCUGAGGCCCUCGCCCUCGCAGCUGCUGAGGCAGCUCCAAAUCACAAGUGGUGCCCAUUCAACUCCUGCCCUCACAAGAAGAGGGAGGCAGAACCAGCUCCAGCUCCAAAGCCAAAGCCAACUUGGUGCCCUUACAAUUCUUGUCCCAAGAAAGUGAAGCGUGAAGCAGAGCCAGAACCAGCCCCCAUUCCAGAGCCAGCGCCAGAACCAGUUGCGGAGCCAGAGCCAACUUGGUGCCCCUACAACUCUUGCCCUAAGAAGAUGAAGAAGCGUGCUCCAAAACCAAUCCCAGAGCCAGCGCCAGCACCAGAAGCAGCACCAGAACCAAAAGCAGCACCAAAAGCAUCACCCGGUUGGUGCCCAUACAACUCUUGCCCUAAGAACAAGAAGCGUGAGCCACAACCCAUCCCAGAACCCAUCCCAGAACCAAUUGCGGCGCCAGAGCCAGAGCCAGUUGCGGCACCAGAAGCCGAACCAACGUGGUGCCCCUACAACUCUUGCCCAAAGAACAAGAAGCGUCAACCGGAGCCAGUUCCUGAGCCUGUUGAGGCCUAA
Orbilia oligospora ATCC 24927 is the source of this 624-nucleotide messenger RNA. RefSeq lists its product as uncharacterized. The record is from RefSeq and is a predicted model, not a curated record. The transcript has a single exon. Lineage: Eukaryota; Fungi; Ascomycota; Orbiliomycetes; Orbiliales; Orbiliaceae. The coding region runs from base 1 to 624 and encodes 207 amino acids.